Molecule: messenger RNA, 1919 nt
Organism: Mastomys coucha (southern multimammate mouse)
Lineage: Eukaryota; Metazoa; Chordata; Mammalia; Rodentia; Muridae
Gene: Acbd3
Product: acyl-CoA binding domain containing 3
Exons: 8
Coding region: 1-1116 (371 amino acids)
Cellular component (GO): Golgi membrane
Molecular function (GO): fatty-acyl-CoA binding
Source: RefSeq, a predicted model, not a curated record
AUGGAGCAGCACUGGGGCUUUGGCCUGGAGGAGCUUUACGGCCUGGCGCUGCGCUUCUACAAAANAAAAGAUGGCAAAGCCUUUCAUCCAACUUAUGAAGAAAAACUGAAGUUCGUGGCACUGCAUAAGCAAGUUCUUUUGGGCCCAUAUAACCCAGACACUUCCCCUGAGGUUGGAUUCUUUGAUGUGUUGGGGAAUGAUAGGAGGAGAGAGUGGGCAGCUCUGGGAAACAUGUCCAAAGAGGAUGCCAUGGUAGAGUUUGUGAAGCUUCUAAAUAGGUGUUGUCCUCUCCUCUCAGCAUAUGUCGCAUCCCACAGAAUAGAGAAGGAAGAAGAAGAAAAGAGAAGAAAGGCGGAGGAGGAGCGAAGGCAGCGUGAAGAGGAAGAGCGAGAGCGGCUACAAAAGGAAGAAGAGAAACGGAAACGAGAGGAGGAAGACAGGCUCAGACGGGAGGAAGAAGAGAGGCGGCGGAUAGAAGAAGAGAGGCUUCGGCUGGAACAGCAAAAGCAGCAGAUAAUGGCAGCUUUAAACUCGCAGACUGCCGUGCAAUUCCAGCAGUAUGCAGCCCAGCAGUAUCCAGGGAACUACGAACAACAGCAGAUUCUCAUCCGCCAGCUGCAGGAGCAGCACUAUCAGCAGUACAUGCAGCAGUUAUAUCAAGUCCAGCUUGCACAGCAACAGGCAGCAUUACAGAAGCAACAAGAAGUAUCGGUGGCCGGAGCGUCGCUGCCUGCAUCAUCAAAGGUGAACUCAGCUGGAGCAAGUGACACACUGUCGGUUAACGGACAGGCCAAAACACACACUGAAAAUUCCGAAAAAGUCCUUUUUGAAUGGACAGACUCUCCAAAUGCUGCUGUCAGUGUGCAUGUCAGUGAGUCCAGUGACGAGGAGGAGGAGGAGGAAGAAAAUGUCAAUUGUGAAGAGAAAGCAAAAAAGAAUGCCAACAAGCCUCUGCUGGAUGAGAUUGUACCUGUAUACCGGCGGGACUGUCAUGAGGAAGUGUAUGCAGGCAGCCACCAGUAUCCAGGGAGGGGAGUCUAUCUCCUCAAGUUUGAUAACUCCUACUCUCUGUGGAGGUCCAAGUCAGUCUACUACAGAGUCUAUUAUACUAGAUAAAGCUGGUGUUAGAGAGUCGGAGUCUAGAGUUGAGCAGAUGACAUUUAAUUUCCUUUGACUUUUGUGACGCAUAGGAGUCAGUGUUUACUUCUCGAUUUUGUUCUGAUGGUUUAUGAACUCUUGUUGAGAACCAAGAUUCCUUGAGACUCUUUAGCAUUAAUGCUCUGAGGUUAAAAGCAGUUCUGAAGACUCAUCUAGCCCUUGGGUGCUGACUAGCAGAGCUGCUAGUGGAUACGGGAGUUACAUGAGCUACGUGUUAAUAUUUAGUCUCCAAAAUAAACUUCCCAGCAUUGCCCUGACCUGGCUGGGGGGUGCAUUGCUGUCUGUUCCAUGUGUUCUGCAGAGCCACAGUUAUGGCUGUAACUGGGAAUGCUUCUGUACUAGUCUACUUCAAUGCAGCUGGCUUUGACUAAGUGCAACAGUUUGAGACUUCACAGAUUAUAGUAGAAAAAGAAAUGACCUCAACUUGAGCUUACCUGAGUAACCAAGGCUGUUUUUGCUUUGGGUAGAGCUAUUUAGUUAGUUGUAUUAGACAGAAUUAUUUUCUGAGAGAAUCUUAAACUUAGAAUAUUCAAACCCAGUAGGUAAUUGACAUGUGGAGAUUCAUAGAAGACCUCAGCACCGUCCUACCGGUCCUUGGACUCUCAGGCCUUUCCUUCCAUUUGACAUUCUCACUUCUGCUAACAGAACAAAACUGGUUGAUUUUAUUUUGAUAUAGUUUUGUGGACCAUCUCAAAUUGAAACUAUUUUCUGUAAAAAAAUAUAGCCAGAAGUUUUAUAAACUCAACUGGCACCUACUGAAC